GAACCCGGGAGCGAGCGAAACGCAAUGACAUUUCCUCUUUAAAUAACAGGAGCCGGGGCCCCUUGGAGAAAUGGCCGCGUCGGCAGAUUUAAGUAAGUCUUCCCCAACACCGAAUGGGAUUCCGUCUUCAGACCCAGCCAACGAUACCAUGGACCCUUUCCAUGCUUGCAGUAUUCUUAAGCAACUCAAAACAAUGUACGAUGAAGGACAGUUGACAGACAUUGUAGUGGAAGUGGAUCACGGGAAAACAUUUUCCUGUCAUAGAAACGUUCUUGCUGCAAUCAGCCCCUACUUCAGAUCCAUGUUCACUAGCGGCCUUACAGAAAGUACUCAGAAAGAAGUUCGAAUCAUCGGUGUUGAAGCUGAAUCAAUGGAUUUAGUAUUGAAUUAUGCCUAUACCUCUAGAGUUAUUCUGACAGAGGCCAAUGUUCAAGCCUUGUUCACUACAGCUAGCAUCUUCCAAAUUCCUUCCAUACAAGACCAGUGUGCUAAGUACAUGAUUAGUCAUUUGGAUCCACAGAAUUCUAUUGGAGUCUUUAUCUUUGCUGAUCAUUAUGGUCAUCAGGAACUUGGAGAUCGAUCAAAAGAAUAUAUCCGUAAAAAGUUUCUGUGUGUCACCAAAGAACAAGAGUUUCUCCAGCUGACAAAAGACCAACUCAUAAGCAUACUAGAUAGUGACGAUUUAAAUGUAGACCGGGAAGAACAUGUUUAUGAAAGCAUUAUAAGGUGGUUUGAACAUGAGCAGAAUGAAAGAGAAGUACACCUUCCAGAAAUUUUUGCCAAAUGUAUACGUUUUCCUCUAAUGGAAGAUACAUUUAUUGAGAAAAUUCCUCCUCAGUUUGCGCAGGCCAUAGUCAAAAGUUGUGGAGAAAAAGGACCCUCUAACACCAAUGGCUGUACACAGAGGCUUGGAAUGACUGCUUCUGAAAUGAUUAUAUGUUUUGAUGCUGCACACAAACACUCAGGAAAGAAGCAAACAGUGCCUUGUCUAGAUAUAGUCACAGGAAGAGUGUUUAAACUAUGCAAACCACCAAAUGACCUAAGAGAAGUUGGGAUUCUUGUUUCACCAGAUAAUGACAUAUACAUUGCAGGAGGGUACAGGCCAAGCAGCAGUGAGGUGUCCAUCGAUCAUAAAGCAGAAAAUGAUUUUUGGAUGUAUGACCAUUCCACCAACAGAUGGCUUUCCAAGCCAUCCUUGCUUCGGGCCAGAAUAGGCUGCAAACUAGUAUAUUGCUGUGGUAAAAUGUAUGCAAUUGGAGGGCGUGUUUAUGAAGGCGAUGGGAGAAACUCACUGAAGUCUGUGGAGUGCUAUGACAGCAGAGAGAACUGCUGGAUGACUGUUUGUGCCAUGCCAGUUGCAAUGGAGUUUCACAACGCUGUGGAGCACAAAGAGAAAAUCUACGUCUUACAGGGAGAAUUUUUCCUCUUCUAUGAGCCUCAAAAAGACUACUGGGGGUUUUUAACCCCCAUGACUGUGCCUAGAAUCCAGGGCUUAGCGGCCGUGUACAAAGACUCGAUCUACUACAUAGCUGGAACCUGUGGAAAUCAUCAGCGUGUGUUUACUGUUGAAGCCUAUGAUAUUGAGCUAAAUAAAUGGACUCGUAAAAAGGACUUUCCAUGUGACCAGUCUAUAAAUCCAUACCUUAAGCUGGUACUUUUCCAGAAUAAACUCCAUUUAUUUGUGCGAGCUACUCAAGUGACUGUUGAAGAACAUAUCUUCAGAACCAGCAGGAAAAAUUCUCUUUACCAAUAUGAUGACAUUGCUGACCAGUGGAUGAAAGUGUAUGAGACCCCAGAUCGGCUGUGGGACCUUGGCCGCCAUUUUGAGUGUGCAGUGGCUAAACUCUAUCCUCAGUGUCUUCAGAAAGUUCUUUAAUUAAAGUAGCGGGCCAAAGCACGUCACUGGCAUCUCAUACUAAGGAAGCUUGUUUAGGAAAUGCUGUCAACAUUGAAGAAAGCUAACAGAGUUUUGUAUUCAGAAAUGGGUGCUCAUAAAGAUUGUGGUGUCGGGAGGGAUUUGCUUUUACCUUCAUGAUAUUUUCAUUUCAGUCAGGAAAGGUAACAAAGUGCAAUUAUCAGCAUUUUUCCACCCCUGGCAUAAAAGUAUCAUCCUAGAAUUUUGUGAUCAAUAGUUGGUGAGAAACCAGGUGAAUUCAAGACAACUAUGCACUCUUGAAAAGCAGAGUAUUCCUGGGUAGAGACAUCCAAAUUUGUUAACAUGACUUUAUUUUAAAUACGGGUAACAAUAUGA
This is a messenger RNA of Grammomys surdaster, 2251 nucleotides long. RefSeq names its product kelch repeat and BTB domain containing 8 (gene Kbtbd8). Gene Ontology annotation, biological process: neural crest cell development. The record is from RefSeq and is a predicted model, not a curated record. The coding region runs from base 71 to 1876 and encodes 601 amino acids. NCBI's taxonomy places the organism in Eukaryota, Metazoa, Chordata, Mammalia, Rodentia, Muridae. The transcript is spliced from 4 exons. Gene Ontology annotation, molecular function: protein binding.